GGUCAGAAAUGAAAAAGAUGAGGCCAACAUUAUAAUAUUGCAACGGCAUCGAACUUUGAAUCAUGGAUUAGCAAUAUUUAACCCAAGCCACCCUAAUCUCAAGUUGCUAACUAGUAAAAAAAACACAUAAGAGUCUUCAUCUUCACCUCUCAAAAGAAAUCUAUCCCCACCCAUUGAGCUACAACUCUUCCAUCUCCUUCUCCCAAUCCUCUCCAUACCAUUCCUCUCAAUCAACUCUGUAAAAGAACAUGGGUGUCACAAGACUCAGUCAAAAGUACGCGACUCAUGUCACUCCAGGCAGGAUGUUCAAGGCCUUGAUCCUAGACUCCCACAACCUCUGCCCCAAGCUCAUGUUUUCAUCCAUUAAGAGCAUUGAAUUUCUUGAAGGGGAAGGAGAAGUUGGGAGCAUCAAACAGAUCAACUUCACUGAAGCUAGUCCUUUAACAUACAUGAAGCAUCGGAUCGAUGCACUAGACAAAGAGAAACUCACAUGCACAUACACUAUGUUUGAGACUGAUGCCCUGAUAAUGGACAAGAUUGAAUAUAUUACUUAUGAUGUGAAGUUCGAGCCAUAUGGUUUUGGGGGGUGUGUUUGUAAUCUGACAAGCGUCUACAAAACAAAAGGGGAUGUAGAGAUCAGAGAAGAGGACAUAGAGCAUGGCAAGGACAGAGCAAUUGGGAUGUAUGAAGUGUUGGAAGCCUAUCUCAUGGCACACCCUCGCGCCUAUACUUGAAAAAAACCUCUCUGAUUAUUUUGAGAAUUGUAUGUUUUUUUUCCUAAUAUGUUUAGCUACCUUUUUUUUUUUUCUUUUUUUCUUUUUUCUUUUUUUUUCUUUUUUUGGUUCUUGUCUUGAAAAAUGCAAAAUACAAUCAGUAUGUGAAUUUUG
Vitis vinifera (wine grape) is the source of this 887-nucleotide messenger RNA. RefSeq names its product pathogenesis-related protein 10.9 (gene PR10.9). Lineage: Eukaryota; Viridiplantae; Streptophyta; Magnoliopsida; Vitales; Vitaceae. The coding region runs from base 249 to 734 and encodes 161 amino acids. Gene Ontology annotation, molecular function: abscisic acid binding; signaling receptor activity; protein phosphatase inhibitor activity. Gene Ontology annotation, biological process: abscisic acid-activated signaling pathway; defense response. The record is from RefSeq and is a predicted model, not a curated record. The transcript has 2 exons. Gene Ontology annotation, cellular component: nucleus; cytoplasm.